Molecule: messenger RNA, 1599 nt
Organism: Helianthus annuus (common sunflower)
Lineage: Eukaryota; Viridiplantae; Streptophyta; Magnoliopsida; Asterales; Asteraceae
Product: Golgi SNAP receptor complex member 1-1
Exons: 6
Coding region: 359-952 (197 amino acids)
Biological process (GO): vesicle fusion; endoplasmic reticulum to Golgi vesicle-mediated transport
Cellular component (GO): cis-Golgi network; SNARE complex; Golgi medial cisterna
Molecular function (GO): SNAP receptor activity
Source: RefSeq, a predicted model, not a curated record
UGAUGAUGAACAAAUGAAAUAGUUUUUUUUUUCUUCUUCAUCUUGAAGCAAGCGUUUCUUUCUGUGGUCUGAAAACGAUUGAAAAGAAAACAAGAAUCGAAUCGAUCGGGAGGAAAGGAAAGGAACCCAGUUUCCUCCCUCCUUUCGAUUUCUCAUGGAUACGCAAACUUCUUGGGAUUCCUUGCGAAAACAGGGAGUGUUCAAUUCAGAACCAAGAACUGCAUAAUCUACUUGUACGUGGUGCUUUGAAUGUGAUACGAUAGACAAUUACGCCACAUUUUCUCUCUUCCCAACUAGCAAUUUUACUCCCCACGCUUUUCGAAAGGCAAGGAAUCUCGAAGCAGAGUUGGAUGAUCAAAUGCAUAUGUAUCGUAAACUAGUAUCUACAAAAGUCGAUGAUGGUAACGACGGUAAUCUUGGGUCCAACAUAGAACAGCUACUUAAACGGCUACAUCAAGUAAUUUCACAAAUGCAAGCUUGGGUGUCAUCUGGUGGGUCCGAAAUAUUUUCUCACACGUUAACUCGUCAUCAGGAAAUUCAUCAUGAUCUUACUCAGGAGUUCAAUCGACUUCGUUCUAGCCUUAGAGCUAAAAGAGAGCAUGCAUCACUGCUAGAAGAUUUCAGGGAGUUUGACAGAGCGAGAUCAGAUAUAGAAGAGGGCAGAGGGUCCCACGAGCAGUCUCUUCUUAAGGAGCGUGCCACUCUCAUGAGAAAUACGGGACAGAUGGACGGUGUGAUAUCACAAGCGCAAGAGACCCUUGGCUCGCUUGUAUUUCAACGCUCGACGUUUAGAGGCGUUAAUUCGAAACUUAGCAACGUUAGCAGCCGCCUUCCAACUGUGAAUAGCAUUAUCUCGGCAAUAAACAAAAAGAAGUCUAUGGACACCAUCAUUCUUUCUCUAGUCGCCUCGGUUUGCACUUUUUUAAUUCUGAUUUACUGGCUGACAAAAUAGCAAUUUGUCAUCGUAGUCUUGUGAUAGCGGCUGCUGCUGCUGCUGCACAAUUUGGGGCUUUGAGGUAUACAUUAUGUCAUCAAUUGAUUGUAAAAAUAAUCUUUUUUUUGCCCAUUCAUGUAUAGAAUCAACAAUUUUUUUUUUUUUUUUUUUGCAAAAUACAAGGUUUGCCUAAGUGGUUUUACAACUCUGCUGGUACUUUUAUAUAUAUUGGAGGGUUCAAAUAAGAAGAAAAUUUUUGUAAGAAUAAAAACGAAUAAAUUGCCAUUUUAGUCCCUGAGGUUUUGACCAAAAUUGCCACUUUAGUCCAAAUAGUUUUUUUCUUGUCAUUUUAGUCCAAAUAGUUUUGUUCUCUGCCAUUUUAGUCUCUGACUUUUAUCAUUUUUUGCCAUUUUCAUCUCCCACCACCACCACCUCCCACCACCCACCCCAUCACAACCUUCUAUCAUCGCCACAACCUGCCUGCACCGUCACCACCCACCCCACCAUCAUCACCACCCAUCAUUUCCACCACCACCGGCCACUUUUCCGCCACCCACGUCAUCAACCAACACCACCGCCAUCAUCGUAAAACCAACAACCACCGCCAUCAUCUUCACUGUAAACCGGCACAACACCAUCCCCAUACCAUCGCACCUGCAAAAAAA